Molecule: messenger RNA, 1713 nt
Organism: Aspergillus alliaceus
Lineage: Eukaryota; Fungi; Ascomycota; Eurotiomycetes; Eurotiales; Aspergillaceae
Product: putative transcriptional regulatory protein
Exons: 10
Coding region: 1-1713 (570 amino acids)
Biological process (GO): regulation of DNA-templated transcription
Molecular function (GO): zinc ion binding; DNA-binding transcription factor activity, RNA polymerase II-specific
Source: RefSeq, a predicted model, not a curated record
AUGUCAGGCGGCGCCGUAGACAACAGCUGUAGGUCCACUGACCAGGAGCCUAGGGAGGAAGACUUCGGCUCACAAUGGAAGGGUUCGGUUGAGCAUAAGACUGCGGCAACUGAGAAAGUGGCUUGUGAUCGUUGCCGUCAGCGCAAGACCAAGUGUGAUCGCGUUAACCCAUGUAGACAAUGCGUCAAGACUGGAGCGCGUUGCACCUACAUACUCGGUCAUAAAGCCAAACCAAAGCGGCAACGAAUCCUCAUCUCGAGUGAAUAUGAGGGAAGACUUGAGCAUAUUUCCAACAAAAUUGACGAGCUUGGCGAGAUAAUAAAGCGGCUAGGUGAUAAGCGCCUUGGUACUCCUGGCUUCGCGAAUCCAACUGAAUUACGAGUGCCAUCAUAUUCGUUGCUUCAGCCCAGCAGUGCUCAAACCCGCGAACAGCCUCUAAGUCGGGCAAACGUUAUCGAGUCCUCAUUCUCGUAUGGCAGCGUUGUCACUGAACGUACUUCCGCACUGAAUCUCUUGUGGUCGACAGUCAAUGUCCAAAGGCAGAAGAAUGAGACCCUGGAAGGCUCACGUCCGUUUCCGAAGGAGCUUCCUUCAGGCUUCAGUCUCAGGGAUCUGCCUAUCCCUUCCUUGGAAAAAACCAUGACGUACUUAAGGAUCGCUCAAGAGAGUACGCCCAGUCAGCUUUAUUGGCCCUUCGAGUUUGGAUCCCUAACUAAGUUCACUCAAUACGUCAUCAAAGCCUGCUCGCCCGGUCCCAUCACAGAUAUGGAGCUAAUUAUUGUCCACUAUGUUCUAGCGGUGGGUGAUGCUGUCAGGCGAGAUUACGAGGUGCAGGCGUUGACCUGCAGGGACAGCCUGGAAACAAUCAUAUCAAGCCUUUCCUUCCAUAUAAAUACGAAUAUGGACUCUAUAUGCGCUAUGUACAUGGCUGCCCUUCACUGUCUUCAUUGUGGAAGAGCUUUCACAGCGUGGAUGUUUAUUUCCAGGGCGUCACUUAUGAGCCAGGCCCUUGGGUUACAUAGCAACCGCGUUGUGGCAGUAGAGCCAGCAGAAGGUGUACAGAGGAAGAUCAGCCUGUUCUGGGCGAUUUACGUACUUGAGAAGUCUGUGUCUCGUGCCAUUACGCUCGCUUCUGAGCUACAACAAAUGAUAGCUGCGAGACUUGAAUUCUAUGCAAGUCAUCCUGGUCGCUUGGGCAUGUUUAUCAUACAUGCCAACCGGGCCUUCGAUUACUCUACCUUGGCAUCCAUCUAUAGAGGUGCUCCGUUGGAGAAACCUUUCAGCAUGGUUUCUUGUACAGAGUGUAUCACAGCAGCCAGGGCAGCCCUUGAAGAUAGCAAAGUCUGUAUUUCCAUUGUUGCAGAUGCACCAACAUGGCCUCCCAGUGUUGACUUGUGGGUCAAUGAGAUCCUUCUGUUAGCACCGUUCAUGGCAUUCUUAAUUCUAGUCUGCAACAUUGUCGGGAACUCUGACCCGUCAGACUUGGAGCGCUUACAACAAUUGAUUGACAGUCUGCAUUCGCUGGCACGAUCGCCUCGGUAUUCCAGCUGCAUUAGACAGCUGCGCAUUUUCAAGGCCUCUAUGAUAAGACGUUCACCUCACCUUAUUGGCGAUCAAUAUACUGAUCUAGCCAUCGACACAUACCUAACCGAUCAUAAUUGGCCUGAUAUCGAGUCUGAGCUCUGGAAAACAUCCCAAUUUGAUAAUUUCUGA